UCAUUUGCGCCAAAAAAUGAACAAAGGAUUAUCAUUUGGCGUUAUUUCACUGUCAAAAAGUUUUCUCAAACAUCACUGUUUAAAAUAUUCAACUCCUGCCACCUACAAAUGUAUAAACAAAGUGAAAAAGCAAUCUACUUGUCAACAAUCGAGUAUCUCUUUACCUUCUCCAGACGUGGUACGUUGUAACCAUUUGAAGAGCACUAGUUCCUUGAUUGGAUAUGUGGUUAUUUUUUGUUCUACGUUUUAUAAAGUUCCUCAGAUUGCUAGAAUUAUCACAAAGAAAAGUUCUAAAGGUAUCAGUUUAAGUAUGUACGUAUUGGAGAGUAUCGGUAUUUAUUUCUCUCUUUGUUACUGUAUUCAAGCAAAGUUUCCUUGGGAGACUUUUGCAGAGAGUAUUUGUAUAUUUGUUCAAAAUAUAAUUAUAACAUUAUUCUUAUACAAAUAUACGGAAAGAAAGGAUGGGCGUAACCGUAACUUGGUUUAUGCUUUAAUCCCGUUGAUGGGAGCUUCGUUACUUUGCAUAAGGUUACCUAUACAUUGGUUGCAAUUGUUACAGGUGUGCUCCAGUCCGUUGAUGAACAUAAGUAAGAUACCUCAGAUACUUCGGAAUGAACGUAAUCAAUCUACUGGAGAACUUUCUCCUAUUACUUUGAGUUUCCAAUUGGCUGGGAAUGUAGCUCGUGUAUUUACCACCAUAGUUCAGUUAAGAAAUCGAUGGUUUCUGACUUCCAUUUCCAUUUCACUUAUUUUGAAUGCAAUACUUGGCUUGCAGUAUAUACGAUAUCGUUUUAGUAUAACCAAGUCAACGUACUUUCCGGAUGACCACUUUGGAAAUAGCUGAGUUAAACAAGUUUGAAGAAAUUGAAGAGCAGAUGACUAGUCGUUUUGACAAGUCUUCCAUCUUCUAU
Messenger RNA from Galdieria sulphuraria, 911 nucleotides. RefSeq names its product lysosomal cysteine transporter, LCT family. Lineage: Eukaryota; Rhodophyta; Bangiophyceae; Galdieriales; Galdieriaceae. The record is from RefSeq and is a predicted model, not a curated record. Bases 17 to 844 code for a protein of 275 amino acids. The transcript has a single exon.